CCGCCCGCUAGCAUCCUAGGUAACAGACAAUCACAGACCACUGUGAUAGGGACACACCUUCGUCGUUUUUUGGUAAAGUUCAUGGGGAUGCCAUUUUAAACUCAAAACGAAUUUAAUCCACGAAAUAUAAGCAUUCGUUGCAAAUUGACUUUUUCAAUUGCAUUGCUUCAAGCACAUUUAGUUGUGCAACUUUACCUACAAGAUGACUGGAGUUUUUGACAGUCUCAGUACAGAUAUGCAUUCGAACCAGAUUACCUCGAACAGUUACCACAGCUUGCAUAAAUCGCAGGAGUCCCCAACUCUACCAGUAUCGACUGCAACGGACAGCAGCUUUUACAAUAGCCAACAGCCUGGAUACUGCGCAGGGUCUCCAUAUGGCCAACUCGGAACUUACCAGUACCACAACAGUGGUAUGAGCAGCGUUCAAUACAAUACUAAAUCAUACGACCUUGGUUUCAACUCUUAUGGCACCUACGGCUCCUAUGGUUCGAGUUCUUCACCGACUCCAACGGAUGCAGAGAAAGAAGAAAGUGAACCUGAAAUCCGAAUGGUUAACGGGAAACCAAAGAAGGUCAGGAAACCUCGAACUAUUUAUUCAAGUUUCCAACUGGCCGCCCUUCAACGGAGAUUCCAAAAGACACAGUACUUGGCUUUACCGGAGCGAGCCGAGCUGGCAGCCUCAAUGGGCCUUACACAAACCCAGGUGAAAAUUUGGUUCCAGAACCGUCGCUCCAAGUUCAAGAAGUUGUGGAAAAGUGGAGAAAUCCCCCCUGAGCAACAUGUGACCUCCAGCGAGUCUCCCCCCUGUAACUCUCCACCCGUCACUGCCUGGGACUUUCCACAGAAUCAAAGAAUGAACAAUGUAAACUCCAGUUUAUCUCAGAGCAGUAGCCCUCCAAAUACGACUGCGCCUUCUUUCUUGGCAAACUAUUCUUGGUACUCAUCAACGAACUCUGCAACGCAUCUUCAGGCUGGUCCGCUUGUCCAGCACCACCACAACUCCGCCUUGAGCGCUGGGACAAUAUUUUAAUACAACUGACUCUUACUCGGAGAAUACUGGUGAAACAGACAAAAUGUCAUUAUACAUUUUUACAGACCUCACCAAGCGAACUUUACGCGCAACUUUGGCCAACUUCAUUAAGCCUAUAGCUGCUAGGGUAAUUCAGAAUGACACCGUGCUCGCACCGGCAAAAUGGCAGACUACAUAUUUUUACAGUUAUUUUUGUAUUUAUUUAUUGUGUUUAUUUUAAUGGAUGAGAUUUAUUAACCACUAAUAGCCAAAACAACCACGUAGUAAGAGGCUUUUACGAACGUGUGUUACUUUUGAAUCAGCGCGAGACCAAAGUUGAUUGCAGGACGUGAACAACUGACACAUAUGUAGCACAAUUUUCGACUGCGUUGUGCAUUUUGAAAAUMACCUAUUUUUGUUGUACGAGAUCCAUGUAUUAGCCUACAUGUACACAGAUUUCUAUAUGGCCUAUUCUUUACGGUUGGUUUCCUUUUGUAGGUCAGAAUUUGGCUUUGUGCAUACUUCACAACAUUAUUUUGAUAUGCCACCCUGGCAUCAUUUUUUUUUUUUGAUAUUGGGGACCAAUACUGUACCUAUUCUUUACGGUUGUUUUAUCCUUCAUAAGCUACUGAUUGUCCCCUAUUCUACUUAACUUGUAUAACAUUUCUAUGGUGUAUUGUCUUUAAUUUAUUGUAUGGUUAGCAGUGUUUUCUUUAUAUGAUCAGACGUUAUUUAAAUAAAAUUAUGUUUUCUGUUCACAA
Salvelinus sp. IW2-2015 is the source of this 1770-nucleotide messenger RNA. Its product is annotated as homeobox protein Dlx2a. Gene Ontology annotation, biological process: cell differentiation; negative regulation of transcription by RNA polymerase II; embryo development. Lineage: Eukaryota; Metazoa; Chordata; Actinopteri; Salmoniformes; Salmonidae. The record is from RefSeq and is a predicted model, not a curated record. Gene Ontology annotation, molecular function: RNA polymerase II cis-regulatory region sequence-specific DNA binding; DNA-binding transcription factor activity, RNA polymerase II-specific.